Molecule: messenger RNA, 1491 nt
Organism: Corylus avellana
Lineage: Eukaryota; Viridiplantae; Streptophyta; Magnoliopsida; Fagales; Betulaceae
Gene: PRMT11
Product: arginine methyltransferase 11
Biological process (GO): chromatin remodeling; peptidyl-arginine methylation, to asymmetrical-dimethyl arginine
Cellular component (GO): nucleus
Molecular function (GO): histone methyltransferase activity; protein-arginine N-methyltransferase activity
Source: RefSeq, a predicted model, not a curated record
CUCUCUUUCUCUUUCUCACACACGCAUACAAAGCUCAGCUGCGCAGGCAAAGCAGCGUAAAAAAAAGCCAUAAACCCCACAAGCAAAGGCCAAAAGGCAAAAGCCCUAAUUUUCGCUCUCAAAUGGGUCGCCGCAAGAACAGCAACAACGACACCAAUCAGAGCUCGAGCAGCUUCAACAACUCGCACCAGCUCCACGACGCCAAGAUUCGCUUCGAGGACCCCGAAGAGACCACCGAGUGCUCUACCCACGACGAGUCCAUGUGCGAGCCCGACGACGACUCGCUUCUCGACGGCGAUGAUAAGACCAGCGCCGACUAUUACUUCGAUUCCUACUCUCACUUCGGUAUUCAUGAAGAAAUGUUGAAAGAUGUUGUGAGAACUAAGACAUAUCAAAACGUUAUUUAUCAAAAUAAGUUUCUAUACAAGGACAAGGUGGUUCUUGAUGUGGGAGCUGGGACAGGAAUUUUGUCCCUAUUUUGUGCCAGAGCUGGGGCAAAACAUGUUUAUGCAGUUGAAUGCUCCCAUAUGGCUGACAUGGCAAAGGAGAUUGUUGAAGCUAACGGAUAUUCUAAUGUUAUAACGGUUUUGAAGGGAAAAGUUGAAGAAAUUGAGCUUCCAGUGGCUAAAGUGGAUAUAAUUAUUUCAGAAUGGAUGGGUUACUUUUUAUUGUUUGAGAAUAUGCUGAAUACAGUCCUUUAUGCACGUGAUAAAUGGCUUGCUGAGGAUGGAGUUGUGCUACCUGACAAAACUUCUCUCUACUUGACAGCCAUCGAGGAUGCAGAGUACAAAGAUGACAAGAUUGAAUUUUGGAAUAAUGUAUAUGGCUUUGACAUGAGCUGCAUCAAGAAGCAAGCCUUGAUGGAGCCCCUUGUUGACACGGUUGAUCAGAAUCAAAUUGUUACGAACUGUGAGCUACUUAAGAUAAUGGAUAUCUCCAAGAUGGCUCCUGGGGAUGCUUCCUUCACCGCUCCUUUCAAGCUUGUGGCAGAACGUGAUGAUUACAUCCAUGCUCUUGUAGCCUAUUUUGAUGUAACAUUUAGCAAGUGUCAUAAGUUGACCGGCUUCUCCACAGGGCCUAGAUCAAAGGCUACUCAUUGGAAGCAAACAGUCCUGUACCUGGAAGAUGUGCUUACCAUAUGCGAAGGUGAAACAUUAUUUGGGAGCAUGACUGUGGAUCAAAACAAGAAAAAUCCCCGUGAUGUCGAUAUAAUGCUCAAAUAUACAUUGAAUGGUCGGCGCUGCUCAGUCUCAAGAAUUCAGUACUACAAGAUGCGCUAAGUUUUGUGUUGCCGAUGCUUUCCAUUAUUGUUGCUCACCUACUAUUUAAAAGCUGCCUACAAUUAGUGCGUGAAGAAUGAAUUGCGGGUUGGUUUUGAAGAAACUGGAAGUUAUCUGUAAUAUCAGAUUAUCAUUUCUUACGACUUCACGGGAUAAUAUUGAUUUGUAAUGCUAAAAAUUUUGAAUUUAAUUUAUAUUCGAUGUUUCUCUA